CAUGGAAUCGUGAUGAAUGCUGCCUCCGAUAUAGUUGUUGUAGUCUCCCCAACGCGUCCCCAUCCAUCUCAAGCACUUCCUUGCUCUUGUCUGUUACAGGCUCUGGCUCUGUUUUGAGACAACAUCUCACCAACUACCCUACUCUACAACUGUACACCACCUUUCAAUCCAUCAACAGUACUGCCAUCAGCCUAGAGAUCAGUGGCACUUCUCAUACAAGCCGGGGAUCAGCCAAUUGCCAUCACCAUCCCGACAGCCGUAGCACAGGCGAGAAAAAUUGCCGCAGUCCAGGCCGCCGUCCAGGGGUUACAUAAUCACUGGGAUCGGAAACUCUUAUCGACGAUCGGGGGGCUCAGAGCACCCGCGUCGCCGCCGGCUAAGCCCACUCUGCACCCAACUUGAAGGCUACCAGGCCUAAGGAGCCACCCUGCCACUGGCCGAGUGCCCAGUUCCUAGUUACUCCUGCUACUGCUGGUAGGGGUAGUCGUCGUCGUGUCAGUGACUGACGGUUACCCGAAGUCUUUCCCAAGACUUCUCCCUUCACAUCUGGCACCACUCUGCCGCCUCCUUCUGUCACUUCCUCCCUUUCUUUACUUAACACGUCAGCGGCUUCACGCUGUCUGCGCCAAACUCAGAGAUACACAGCGUCCCGAUCAUUAUUCGGUCUUGUUACCAUAAUUUGCGCCGUCGUUGCUUCGAGAUCGUUGUUACCAACCACCCCAAAUCAGCCAAACUCCGACCGCCGACGGGCCACCAUCAUGCACGCCACGACCACUCGUUGACCGCCUUGUACAAAACAUUACAUCGAUCCACCGCUCUCUCUCCCAACUCCUUUCUCCCCUUGUAACAACAGAAUAUGGCCUCCCCUCUCCCUCCCGACCCUUACGCAGCGUUGGGGGUUACCAAAGAUGCAGACAUCUCUGCUAUUCGCACCGCUCACCGCAAACUCGCCCUCAAGUUUCACCCGGACCGGAUCAAGGAUGAAGCACAGCGGGAGAGAGGCAAGGAUGAAUUUCAAAAGAUCCAACAGGCGUAUGAACUUCUCAGCGAUCCAGUCAAAAGAUCACGGUAUGAUGACAGGGUUCGGUUGGCCGAACUCCGUAGAGAAGCCAUGAUGAGAGAACCGGUAUCGAGAGAAGUGCCACCUACUCCCCAAAGCACUAGCAGAGCAUAUCCCAUGAGACCGGCACCUCGGCCCUCUCCGCAUACGACUCCUGCUCGAGAAUACCGCGAAGAGGGGAGUUAUUUCGAGGAAAUUCGCCAGCCCCGAAAUGCUCCUGCAUACGACUAUCGGGAUCCUUAUGAUGAAGCUCCUCCGCGAACCACCUCAAGAAAGUAUUCUGACUACGAAAGAAGAGCGCCUCCGCCUACAAAACCUGCCGAGAAGUCCAAGAAACCCUCAAAUGUCUGGCCUGGUGUGAUGGCGGCAGCUGCAGCUGCAAAGUUGAAGACCCAGGCAGAAAAGACGAGAAGCAGCAAGUCAGAGGAGAAGAUCCGGGAUCGGGAGAAGCGACGAGAACGGAGCGAAAAAGUACAAACCAGAAGAACAGCAUAUGUUGAGGACUCGGACUCUGAACCCAGCUAUCCGGAGAUUAGGCCUUCCCUCAAGACGGCAUCCCGCUCAAAAACCACUUCUCAUGUUGAACCCGCAUCUGAAGGGACCCGUGCGAGGGCCACGCGAGCCGGGAAAGUUCACGACCCCGACGAUGACUCCUUUGACCCCAAAUGGGAGAGACACCAUGAAGAGAGCAAGGCAUAUAUGGCGAAGGCAAAAGCAACCACCCGCCCGACUUUGGACCGAAACGGUUCAGACGCGUAUCAAUACUGGGUUGGAGAUUCACGAAAUGGCGGUCGCAGAAGUGGUAGCGAUAGUGAGAAGCGGCCAAACUCUGCCAAGGGACGCCGACCAUCGGUGGAAGAUUACUUUACGACGCCGUCCUUCUCGAAGUCCACUUCAUCUCCUAGCCAUCUACGUGCCCAUGUUGAGGAGCGUGCUCCGCCGAGAUCUUCAGCCGGGACGGGCCGUGACCGGGACUACGACCGAGUUUAUGACCGCGAACGCGACCGCGACCGUGACCGGGAGCGUGACCGGGAGCGUGAACGUGACCGGGAGCGUGAACGUGACCGGGAGCGUGAACGUGACCGGGAGCGUGAACGUGAACGUGACCGCGAUCGAGAUAGGGACCGAGGUGAUCGUGAUCAUCGGAGAAGAAUGCCGCCAAGUCUAGCUCGCUCUCAGACCGCACCAGUGCCCAAGCUUUCGACUAAAAAGGACAACGCUCCUAGUAAGGGUUCUAACCUCAAGCACGCCGAAACACAGAUGCACGAUUCGGGCUAUGGAAGCAGCCCCAGUCCUCGCACUCCAGAAAUGAGGGAGGAAAGCCCGCCCAGACCCCGACAGAGAUCCACGAAGUACCAGGUCCUGGAUCCAGUUGAUGGCGAUGAUUACUCACGGACACCGCGCGUGAACAAAAUCCAUGACGAUUAUGAUGAUCGUUAUUCCAGGAGAUACCAUCACAGCCCAGAGUCCAUCAUUCGAGAACCCCCUCCGCGAGACUUCGAUCGUCGCAAAGAACGACCUGAACGACCCAGGGUCGAGACAAGACCUUCCAAGUCUUCACGCGGUGCCACCCUGAUGGAAGAUUUUGUUCAGACCUCUCCUCCUAUUCGGCGAACAGAGUCAGGUCGAUACGAAGAUCGGGCCUCCCCACGGUCGCCGCGGGACACUCCGCCUGUCUCGCGUCACAACAGUGGCCGUGAGAAGCUAUUUGCGGAGAUAUCUCCUGAAGAGACCAGGUAUACUCGACCUUAUCCGGCUGACAAAGUGCACAUUACACCCCGGCGGGAGCCUCAAUACACAACAUACAUGCGCGAUGCCUCCGAUUACCGUGACGGCGAACAAUCGUCACGUUUCCGGGACCUCCCCAGAACGAGACGACCGUCUGUUAGCGUGGGAGGAUACUAACGACCAUUCUUUUUCUUUCGACUCGCUUUUUUGGCGUCUUCGGUGCUGGCUGUUUGAUCACCAUCUCUGAUCCUGUCUUGUUUAGAGCAUUAUGACAUUCUUUACAACAAACAUGACGUCUGCACAUACAUAUUCAGGACAUUCCUGUCACCUGCAUUCUGCAUUUUUAACUGGUUCAGAUACGGACUUCCCAUGGGUCAGGAAAUGGGAUAGCAUCGAUGGUGUUGUGGUCGGAAGUAGGAAGGAUGGAGAGACAUCAGUAAAUAUGGAUCCAAGGUCGAUUCAAAGAAGCAUAAUUCAGGUUGACAGGACGAUUCUGGUUCGUACAUAUGCGCAUACGGCUGGUUUACUCGGCCUGGAAGGCCAAGGGUGAUUGCACAGCCUAUAUUUGUCCUCGCAAGGACUUGACGACUAACGAAAUGCGAUGAACAUAAACAUGAAAUGCAUAUAUGCGUAUUUAAAGUUUUGGUCUCUGUAUCCACGAUUCUUC
Exophiala dermatitidis NIH/UT8656 is the source of this 3455-nucleotide messenger RNA. RefSeq lists its product as uncharacterized. The record is from RefSeq and is a predicted model, not a curated record. The coding region runs from base 857 to 2965 and encodes 702 amino acids. Lineage: Eukaryota; Fungi; Ascomycota; Eurotiomycetes; Chaetothyriales; Herpotrichiellaceae. The transcript has a single exon.